Molecule: messenger RNA, 1100 nt
Organism: Leptomonas pyrrhocoris
Lineage: Eukaryota; Euglenozoa; Kinetoplastea; Trypanosomatida; Trypanosomatidae
Product: putative mitochondrial RNA polymerase II
Exons: 1
Coding region: 24-1100 (358 amino acids)
Biological process (GO): RNA 3'-end processing
Molecular function (GO): nucleotidyltransferase activity
Source: RefSeq, a predicted model, not a curated record
AGUUGUUUCUUUUAAUAGCAACAAUGGCUUCGACUGCUGCUCAAUUAUCGAGCAAGUUGUUGACCCAGCAGGGGUAUCUUAAAGUUCUCGAGCAGCGGAAAUGGUUGCAGAAUUUACUUCACACGUUCACCUUAGAAGCAGACAAAUCAGUUGAAAAACCUGUUGCUUCCCCUAUCGUGCUUCCGUAUGGAUCUAUUAUUUCGGGCACUUCGUUUCGCGAUGGUGAUGCGGAUUACGCAGUUGUGUUCUCUGCCGCAGACGAAAUUGCACACAAGUAUAAUAACGUGGUCAUUGAAAGGGAGAGGCAAGAGAAAGUGCUCGCCGAUCUUUUCUCUCACAUUCGGCAAAAUAACAGCUCCGUCGAUCUCCAGCCACAGCGCAUUUUUCGCGCUAGAAUGCCUAUAGUGCAGUAUGUUCGAAAGAGUCCAGAAGGCGAUUCAAAGUUUGAUCUUUCUCUUUCCAUCGAUGGCUUAAAGAAUACUCUGCUGUUGCGCUCGUAUAUGGUCGGUGACCCACGACUGAGACUUGGCAUUCUCUGUGCAAAGCAAUGGGGAAGAGAGCACCAGGUGCUAAACGCUCGCAGAGGAUGGAUCUCUCCGUACGCACUCACAAUAAUGUACAUUUAUUUCAUGAAAGCAACAGGUCGAACGCAAUUGUACAUAAGCGAAGACGACAUCGCUGAACGUGUGAAGGUGAUCGUUGAUAUUGUUGGCGGUACGGGAGGCAAAUUGGAAGACGUCGAAGAGUUCGCUUCUAUUCUUCCUUUCGACGACGUUGACACCUCUAUUGUUCAACAAGACGUGCAUGAAUUUUUUAACUUUUAUGGCGACCCUAGCUGUUUUGACUUCGACGUGUCUGUCGUUGAUAUCCGCUCGCGUGAUCGAUUUGCGACAAAGGAUGAGUGGUGUGAGGCUAUAAAAGACUUAGGCGAGGAAGAUCGUUGGCAUCUUUUGGGGCAUGAAAAUGUGCUUCUGCGAGAUCCUUUUGAGCCGCAUAGCCUUGGGCGCAGUGUGGAUUUCUUUCGCGGAGAAGAAAUGCGAGAAAAAUUUAGAACAGCGGCCCUCAAACGAGAUGCUCUGUCGUUUUUGUCGCCAGCCUGA